AUGAGGGUAACAGGUGGGACGACCCCCGCUGAUUUGUGGGACUGGUUUGGGAAAAUAGGGCGGCCCACCGGGAUCGCCAAUGAUGGCUCAAUUCCAGCGACCAUCGGAGGUGUGAUGGAUCAGCUACCCAUUCUCCGCCAAUGUUUUCAAUUGAGCGAACGGGUUCUAGUUAGCCGGGUCCAUAAAUUGAAUAUCCUCAUUAGCAGUUACCUCGGCUGGCCGCAAGGUCGGUACCCCAACGGCUUCAAAUUUUCAUUACAGCCGAAGUAG
This is a messenger RNA of Nezara viridula (southern green stink bug), 270 nucleotides long. The record is from the annotation of a GenBank genome assembly. Lineage: Eukaryota; Metazoa; Arthropoda; Insecta; Hemiptera; Pentatomidae.